AUGAAAUUCCAAACCAAAUGUAAACCAGUUGAUUUGUCCUUUGAAACAAAUCUAAUGUACGAAGCUUUUCCUUCAAUUUGCGAGGAAAUUCUAGACGAACAACUUAUUUAUCACGGAGCAUAUCCGGAUCUAAGAGAAAAAUAUUCUCAUAUGUUACACUACAAUGUUAACCUAGAUCAGCCAAGAUAUAUUGGUAAGGCAAUAUUUUCUGUCUAUGCCUACAGGAUGCUGGAAAAACCUUCAUUACUUACAGAAGAAAACAUGAAGAAAGCUUGUAUCGUUGGGUGGUGCCAGAGAAUGGUAGAUGCUACUCUAAUAAUGGACGACGACAUUGCUGAUUUUUCAGAUUUGAGGUACAAUAAACCAGCCUGGCAUUCUAUUAAAGGUGUUGGACCAGGAAAGGCGAUUUUAGAUGCAGCAUUUGUAGAAUCAGCAAUAUGGUACCUUUUAAUAAAUAAUCUCAGAUCUCAUCCGUUUUUUGCUGACAUCUUAAAACAAAUGUUGAUGUCAUAUGCUGUAACCAAUAUAUCUCAACGUUUAGAAUUAACAAAAUACAACAUUAAGGACCUAGAAAAGUAUACUUAUUCCUGGAAGGGUUUUGCCUUUACGUUUCCUAUAUUGAGAACAUCCCUAUAUUUAGCUAAUAUCGACGAUACGGAUGCACACAAUUUUUCAAAUCAAUUUUUGGUUGAAAUGGCACAUUUCUUAAAAAUUGAGGAUGAUUUUAAUGGAGUAUUUAAUCCAAAUUCUGAUAUAGAGAAGUCGUGUACGGACAUUUCGGAAGGAAGACCUUCAUGGCUAGCAGUUCAAGCUUAUCAAAGAGGUAACUCGACUCAGAAGAGGAUACUUGAAGAACAUUAUGGCAAAGUAAAUAAAGAAUCAGUUCGCAAAUGUUACGAGUUAUUCAAAGAACUAAAACUGGAUGAAGUUUUUGCAAAAUAUAGGGAGGAUUUUUACAAUCGUACUUAUUUAGAUAUUCAUAAUAAUUUGCCAAAAAUGUUACCCAAGGAGUUGUAUUUCAAUUUUUUAAAUUUUUGUAUGACAGGUGCUCUAAGAGUUUAG
This is a messenger RNA of Diabrotica balteata, 1062 nucleotides long. NCBI's taxonomy places the organism in Eukaryota, Metazoa, Arthropoda, Insecta, Coleoptera, Chrysomelidae. The record is from the annotation of a GenBank genome assembly.